AUGUCAACCUCAGCCGUCGCUAAGAAGCUGGUCGUGUGCGGAGGAAACGGCUUCCUCGGGUCAAGGAUUUGCAAAUACGCCGUCGCAAGAGGCUGGAAUGUCACAUCCAUCAGCCGCUCGGGCGAGCCCAAAUGGUCCGCUGUGACCUCAUCACCGGCCCCUCCUCAAUGGGCACACAAAGUCUCCUGGGAGCGCGCCGACAUGCUCAGCCCCGUGACCUACGCCCCGCUCCUGAAGGGUGCCGACUUUGUCGUCCACAGCAUGGGUAUCCUCCUCGAGGCCGACUACAAGGGCGUCAUCUCCGGCCAGGAGUCUCCCGUCUCGGGCCUGCAAAAGGCCUUUGCCCCCGUAAAAGACCGUGGCGUCGACCCCCUCAAGACUUCGUCCGAGGGUGGUGACCUGAAAACCGCCAACCCGAAGGACCAGUUCUCCUACGAGGUCAUGAACCGCGACAGCGCCAUCGCCUUGGCCAAGCAGGCCAACGCCGAGGACGUAAAGGCUUUCGUGUACAUCUCGGCCGCCGCCGGCGCUCCCGUCCUUCCCGCACGGUACAUUACGACCAAGCGCGAGGCUGAGAGCACCAUCGCCAGCGAGUUUCCGCGCAUGCGCGGCAUCUUCCCGCGGCCGCCGUUCAUGUACGACAGCUCGAGGAAGUUCACACUGCCGCUGGCUGCCAUGACUGGCGCCGGUGCGCUUUUCAACAGGCUAACGGGAGGUGUGCUGAGCGGGUUCAUGGGCGCGAGCGGGGUGAAGCCCCUGCCGGUCGAGACCGUCGCGGAAGCAGUGGUGGAAGCGCUCGACGACGUGAAGGUUCAGGGUCCGGUUGAGGUGCCCGAGCUCGAGGAGCUGGCGAACAAGGGUUGGAGGAAAACCAUGCUGUAA
Messenger RNA from Colletotrichum spaethianum, 882 nucleotides. RefSeq lists its product as uncharacterized. Gene Ontology annotation, molecular function: protein-containing complex binding. The transcript has 2 exons. Gene Ontology annotation, cellular component: mitochondrion. The record is from RefSeq and is a predicted model, not a curated record. NCBI's taxonomy places the organism in Eukaryota, Fungi, Ascomycota, Sordariomycetes, Glomerellales, Glomerellaceae. The coding region runs from base 1 to 882 and encodes 293 amino acids.